AGAGUACCCGAGCGCCGGCGCGGAGGAGGACUGAGUCGUCCUUCUCGCUCUCUCUCUGCCCGGAGUCCAGCUGCAGAGCUCCGCGAUGAGGCGACGGGAAAUGCUGGCCGCGUGUCUGCUGUGCUGGAGCUGCGGCGUGUGCGUGGUCACGGCCAUCCGGAGGGAUGAGAUGUUCCCCUACGGAUCCCUGAGCGGGGACUUCAUCCUGGCAGAGGGCGACGAUGAAACCUCCAGAGUGCUGUCCCUGCCCAGACCCCUCUACUUCUACGACUCGCACUUCUCCCAGCUGUAUGUGGCCACCAAUGGGAUCGUUUCAGCCCAGGACCUGCCGAUGGAGAAGCAGUACGUCGACGACAGCUUCCCCACAGACUUCCCCGUGGUGGCUCCGUUCCUGGCCGACAUCGACACCAGCGGCGGGCGAGGGCAGAUUUACUACCGGGUGACCGAGACCCCCACCAUACUCAACAGAGUGGCCCAGGAAGUCCAUCGUGGGUUCCCAGACGCUAAAUUCACCCCCACGCACGCUGUGGUGGCGACGUGGGAGAACGUUGCCGCAUACGAGGACCGCACUCGUACCACUAGACCUGUAAACAAGGUCAACACCUUCCAGGCCGUCAUCGGUUACGACGAGACCGACUCCUACGUCCUGUUCCUCUACCCUGAAGACGGCCUCAACUUCUUUGGGACAAGACCCAAAGAGUCUUAUAAUGUUGAGAUAGAGCUCCCUGCUCGAGUUGGCUUCAGCAGAGGCGAAGUCACGAAUUUACUGUUCUUCCGCAUCGAGGGGCCUUUCUACAGUGUGACAAGCGAUGAGCAGAGUGUUAAAAACCUUUAUCAGGUUGGUAAUACAGGAAUUCCAGGUGUCUGGCUUUUCCACACUGGGAACCGUUAUAACUUUGACAACAUUGUUCCGGCGUCCAUUGGCGGCCUCGUUGCUGUUCCACCAUCCAGAGGACCCGACUUUGCUGCGGGCACCACCACCUCUGAGUACACGGACUUUGAAUAUCCUGACAACCAAGAAGAAGGCUAUUACUCAGUGACAGAGCGGGGACCUGAAUUCCAGCCAUCCCAUGCCGGUGGCGAACACUCAGAGUCCCUGCAGCCACAACGUUCUGAUACUCGCCCGUCUCCCCCCGAGGAUUCCGACCACCAGGUUUCAUACAACAUUGAGGAUGCCCCGCUGACCUCGGAGCCUGGGUACUCUUCAGAACUAGCAGGGAGGCAGUAUGCGCCGCCUAAUCCUCAAGAGACUGAAGAACAGCAACCACAGGUUCCUCUGGAGGUCGUGGACGUGUACCCCUCGCACGGAAACGAGCCGCGUCUGUCCCCCGGCGGCCACGUGGUCAGCGUGGUGGAGGAAGAUGUUGACUUUGACACAGGAGUGAUUCAUUACACUACAGAGAAAGAAACAUGUUCCAGAUUCCAGCAGCAGUGCUCCCAGAAUGCCUUCUGCUCCGACUACGCCACGGGCUUCUGUUGCCACUGUCAACCAAGCUUCUAUGGCAACGGACGCCACUGUUUGCCAGAUGGCGCUCCCCAGCGCGUCACAGGUAAAGUGAGCGGCACUGUGUCUGUGGGCUCGACUCCCGUGCAUCUAUACGACAUUGACCUCCACGCCUACAUCGUGGUGGGAGACGGGAGGGCGUAUACGGCCAUCAGUGAGAUACCGGAGCCGGUGGGCUGGGCCCUGAUGCCGGUCGCACCGAUAGGAGAGCUGUUCGGAUGGCUGUUUGCUCUGGAGCUGCCCAAUAGCCAAGCAGGGUUCAAAGUCACAGGUGCUGAUUUCACUCGUCAUGCAGAGGUGAUCUUCUACCCUGGCAACCAGCACCUGUCAAUCAUUCAGACGGGGCGGGGCUUUGAUGACAACAACCACCUCACUGUGGACACUAAAAUCAGCGGCAACGUGCCCUUACUACCGCCCGGGUCAGAAGUUACCAUGGAACCCUUCAAGGAGACCUACCAGUACUACCCAUCCGUCGCCACCUCCACCUCUAUUAGACAGUUCUCAGUGGUGUCGGCAGACCGAGGUUCAGAGUCCUUCUCCUUCCAGCUGAAGCAGAACAUCACCUACCACAGCUGCCUUCACGACAACCGCGCUGCCUUAGAGACGCUGCAGAUCACCAUGGAGAGGGUGUUUGUGAUGUACGUCAAGGAGGAGCGCAUCCUUCGAUAUGCCAUCACCAACAAAAUCAGCCCAGUUGGAGCUGAGGGGACGGCGCUCGUCAACCCCUGCUACGCUGGGAACCACGACUGCGACACCACUGCCCAGUGCGUCCCGCUGGAGGGCCAGGACUUCCAGUGCAAGUGUGCUACUGGGUACAGAGGAGAUGGACGCAACUGCUACGACGUAGAUGAGUGUGCUGAGGGUCUGACCUCAUGCACUGCUCACGCCCAGUGCGUGAACCUGCCUGGUAGCUACCGCUGCCAGUGUCACGGUGGCUUCGAGUUCGGCUACGACGGACGCACGUGUGUCGACAUUGACGAGUGCAGCUCGUCCCCGUGUCACCCCAGCGCCAGGUGCAGCAACGCACUGGGAUCCUUCCAGUGUCAGUGCCAGCCCGGGUUUCACGGCGAUGGCUUUUCCUGCUCCCAGCAGGCCGGGCCGACGGUUCGUCCCAAGAGCCGGUGUGAGCAGCACAGGGACAGUCUGCAGAGCGGCGUCGGAGCCUUCGUCCCUCAGUGCGACUCUCACGGACGGUACCGUCCGCUGCAGUGUCACGGCUCCACUGGACACUGCUGGUGUGUAGACAGCAGUGGACAGGAGCGGGCGGGAACCAGGACUUCACCUGGCACAGCACCUAAAAACUGUGACUCCCCAGAUGAACCAAUACGCCCUAAAACCAACUGUGAGCACCACAGGGACCGUGUCCAGACCACAAGUCCGGAGGGAUUCCCAAUAGUUGGAGCCUUUGUGCCUGAGUGUGAUGAUAAUGGACAGUACAGAUCACUGCAGUGUCAUGGAUCUACUGGACACUGCUGGUGUGUGGACAGCACGGGAGAGGAGCGACCAGGAACUAGAACUCUUCCUGGGACACCACCCAUAGACUGUGACAGACCAGCGCGGCCCAAAACUCACUGUGAGCUCCAUAGAGACAGUGUCCAGACCACCAGUCCAGAGGGGUACCCCAUACGAGGAGUGUUCGUACCUCAGUGUGACGAUGACGGACAAUACACAGCUCAACAGUGUCAUGCCUCCACUGGACAUUGCUGGUGUGUGGACAGCAGGGGACAGGAGAGACCAGGAACCAGGACUCCACCUGGUUCAUCACCUGUAGACUGCAGCAGACCAGAUGAACCAACACGUCCCAAAACUCACUGUGAGCACCACAGAGACGGCAUCCAAACCACGAGCCCAGAUGGGUUCCCUAUAGUGGGAGCCUACGUACCUCAGUGUGACGACCAUGGACAGUACAUACAGCUGCAGUGCCACGGCUCCACUGGACAUUGCUGGUGUGUGGACAGCAGGGGACAGGAGAGACCCGGAACCAGGACUCCACCUGGUUCACCGACCGUAGACUGUAGCAGACCAGAUGAACCAAUACGUGAUAAAACUCCCUGUGAGCACCACAGAGACGGCGUCCAGACCACGAGCCCAGAUGGGUUCCCUAUAGUGGGAGCCUACGUACCUCAGUGUGACGACCGCGGAGAAUACAUACAGCUGCAGUGCCAUGGUUCUACUGGACAUUGCUGGUGUGUGGACAGCAGGGGACAGGAGAGACCCGGAACCAGGACUCCACCUGGUUCACCAACCGUAGACUGUAGCAGACCAGAUGAACCAGUACAUCCCAAAACUCACUGCGAGCACCACAGGGACGGUGUCCGGUCCACCAGUCCAGAGGGGUACCCUAUAGUGGGAGCCUAUGUGCCUCAGUGUGAUGCAGAAGGACAGUACCUGCCCCGACAGUGCCACGGCUCCACUGGACAUUGCUGGUGUGUGGACAGCAGGGGACAGGAGAGACCCGGAACCAGGACUCCACCUGGUUCAUCACCUGUGGACUGCAGCAGACCAGUUGUUGUGGCUCCAACGCAGCGACCGGAGAGUGUGUGCGAGCGGUGGAGGGCCAGUCUGAUAGAGCACUAUGGUGGAAGGCCAGAACCAAACCAGUACGUGCCGCAGUGUGAGGCAGAUGGACAGUUCAGUCCGGUCCAGUGUUACGGGGAGACCACCUACUGCUGGUGUGUGGACCAGGACGGGCGUGAGGUUCCCGGUACACGCUCGCACAGUGUCGUCAAACCUGCGUGCCUUCCUUCCGUGGCCCCGCCCACUGUGCAACCAUUGCCCCGCCCAGAUGUGACCCCUCCCACAAACACAGAGGUCACUCUGCUGUACGCUCAGGGACAGAAAAUAGGAGCGCUUCCCCUAAACGGAACCAGGCUGGAUGCGUCCCGCUCCAAAACCGUGCUGACACUGCAUGGUUCCAUAGUCGUUGGUAUAGCCUAUGAUUGCAAAGAGAACCAAGUCUACUGGACCGAUUUGUCUGCGAGAACAAUCAGCAGAGCUUCGUUGGCACCUGGAGCAGAGCCCGAGAUCCUAAUAAACACAAACCUGGUCAGUCCGGAGGGUUUGGCAGUGGACGUCAGGCGCAGGCUCAUGUUCUGGGUCGACUCGAACCCCGACGUGAUCGAAAGCUCCAACCUGGACGGCAGCGGGAGGCGGACGCUGUUCGACGAAGACCUGGUGAAUCCCCGGGCCAUCGUCGUGGUCUCUGCCACCGGAACUCUGUACUGGACUGACUGGAACAGAGACGCGCCCAAGAUCGAGAGCUCGUCCGUGGACGGUCACAACCGCAGGACUGUGGUGUCCAAUGGGAUCGGUUUACCAAACGCUCUGACGUACGACUCCUCGUCCGGUCAGAUCUGUUGGGCCGACGCAGGUACGAAGCGUUUAGAGUGCGUGUCCCCGGAUGGUUCCGGCCGCAGAGCCGUCCACUCGAGCCUGAACUACCCGUUCAGCAUGGUCUACUACAGCAGCCACUUCUACUACACAGACUGGAGGCGAGACGGCGUGAUCGCGGUGAGCAAACACAGCAGCCAGUUCACCGACGAGUACCUGCCCGAUCAGCGCUCUCACCUGUACGGCAUCACCAUAGCAACCGCCAGCUGUUUAUCAGGGAGCCACUAGCAGCAGAACGGCAGCCUCCGGGUCCUUUGGUGCUAAAGUCUUGGGGUGAUUCCUGAACGGAGAUGAAGGACCACCCUGCAGGAGCCCUCUCCAGCGUCCCUCGGAGGGGAGAGGACGACCAGUAGGGAGCAGACUGGCUUCCUAAAGCCAGGCUGAGCAGCAGAGAAAAUCCAUCUGCUUCACCCCCCACCCCCCCGCCUUAAAGAUGUAACCCCAAGUUAAAUGUUUUGUAAAUUUGUUUUAUACCUCAUUUUGUUUUGUACUGUAUUUUUGUAUUUUUUUAUGAUUAAAGUUACAGAACAAUGAAAUCUUAAUUUGUAAUAGAAAUCAGUGAAUAUUCUUUUUUUUGUUAAAGCCAAAGAACAUCAACAGGAGGAGCUUUAAAACUGUUUGAGCCAAAAGCUCUGUUGAGAGUUUAUAUUUCAGUGUUUGACCAGCAUUUCAAAUGUUUGAGCAUUUAGACGGGAUUCUGAGCAAAUAAACACGUUUUUGGGAAAUGUCGUUUUCUUGCUGAGUAAGAAUAAGAGCAGUGGACGUUUGGUAGCAUGUUGUAACAGCUUGCUGAGCUUGGUCCAAACAUACCAGCCUGUUAAACUAUUACUACAUGAAAGUGUGAAAACAUGAAGUGAUGAUUUUAAUCUUUAGGUCAUCUGCCAUUUCUUUUAGCUUUACUUUUUAUGCUGCACCGCUGGUUUCUAUGUUUGGAUGGGUGACAGUUGAUCACCUACACCUGCAUUCCCUAAAAUACCAAAUUAUAACAUGACACCUAAAGAAAAGGUGACUACACACAAUGAAGUGUAGUCAAUUAGUCCUGUCACAUCUCUCAACAACAGUAAUCAUGAUUAAAUUGCAAGACUAUUUUUACUGCCAAGAGCUGAUCUCUUAUUAAAUGUCCGCCCCACACACAAAAAACAGGAGCCAAACUCUGUUAAGCUGCAUUUAUGAGUUUUACCACACAGUAUUUAAUUUAAACCAUUUUAGCAGGACCAUUUCAUGAACAAAACAGAAAGAAAACCGUUUCAGCAUUUCAGAGUCUUCUCUGUCCGGCCUUUGUCUCUGUAGACGAUAAGAACUUGAGCAAAAAAAAAAUGGGCAAAUAUAAAUGCAACACGUUUCAUGGUUGCUGCUGUAAAUAAAAUGCUGCACUUAAAAUGUCAGUGUUUUCUCACAAUGCUCCUAGUUCCCAAUUAGAUCAGUUUGACGUCAUGCAAGAGAAAAAAAUGCAAACCAAUUUCUCAAAUCAAAAAUAAAAUAUAACUCCUGUG
Messenger RNA from Betta splendens (Siamese fighting fish), 6387 nucleotides. It is a transcript of the gene nid2a, whose product is annotated as nidogen 2a (osteonidogen). Gene Ontology annotation, molecular function: calcium ion binding. Bases 86 to 5122 code for a protein of 1678 amino acids. Gene Ontology annotation, biological process: cell-matrix adhesion. NCBI's taxonomy places the organism in Eukaryota, Metazoa, Chordata, Actinopteri, Anabantiformes, Osphronemidae. The record is from RefSeq and is a predicted model, not a curated record. Gene Ontology annotation, cellular component: basement membrane. The transcript is spliced from 38 exons.